This is a messenger RNA of Anneissia japonica, 2151 nucleotides long. RefSeq names its product F-box/WD repeat-containing protein 1A-like. The record is from RefSeq and is a predicted model, not a curated record. Gene Ontology annotation, molecular function: protein dimerization activity. The transcript has 12 exons. Lineage: Eukaryota; Metazoa; Echinodermata; Crinoidea; Comatulida; Comatulidae. The coding region runs from base 235 to 1761 and encodes 508 amino acids.
UGAUCAGCAAGCGAUGAGGUUGACUGUGUUUGGUUUUUGCGAUCAAUUCACUUUGUCAUCUUUGUCGACGUUUGUGAGUGGCUGAGUACCAAUUUUCCCAAAGCUAAAGAUAGAAUACAUAGGGAAAACACUGGUUUAUUUCUUCGCGAAUAGUCAUCUUAUUUUUUUAUUUAUCAUAAUCGGAAAGUGUAACAAUUUGAAUUUAUAGACUGUUGUACAGUAUAGUAUAGUAUAAUGAUUAGUUUAACAGACAUUGAAGACGAGAGUAUGCAGGAACUUCCUGAUGGAAUGACGAAUAUAAGGCCUGUUUCAAGAAUUAAGGAGAACACACCGGAAUUUAAUGAGGAAAAAGACAAGUGCCUAAAAUAUUUUGAACAAUGGAAUGAAACAGAACAAUUAGAAUUUGUAGAGCAUUUGAUUACGCGCAUGUGCCACCACCAACAUGGACAGAUUAAUACUUAUUUGAAACCUAUGUUACAGAGAGAUUUCAUCACUGCAUUACCAAAGAAGGGCUUAGACCAUAUAGCAGAGAGUAUCCUUUCAUACCUAGAUGCUAAAUCAUUAUGUGCUGCCGAACUAGUCUGCAAAGAAUGGUAUCGCGUGAUCUCAGACGGAAUGCUAUGGAAGAAACUAAUCGAACGGAUGGUGCGAACAGAUACCCUAUGGAGAGGGCUGUCAGAAAGGAAGGGGUGGUGUGCGUAUUUGUUCAAAGGAAAGCACGGAGAAACUCCAAAACCAAACUCAUUUUUUCGGACAUUGUAUCCUAAAAUUAUAGGCAAUAUUGAGUUAAUUGAGAACAAUUGGCGAUGUGGAUUCCAUGGUUUACACAGGAUUCAAUGCCAGAGCGAAAAUAGUAAAGGAGUGUAUUGUCUACAGUAUGACGAGACAAGAAUUGUUAGUGGGUUAAGGGACAACACAAUUAAGAUCUGGGAUAGGAAUACAUUGCAAUGUACUCAAGUACUAACAGGGCACACCGGUUCAGUUCUGUGCCUUCAAUAUGACGACAAAGUCAUCAUCACUGGCUCGAGUGACUCAACUGUUAGGGUAUGGGACGUCGAGACAGGCGAGAUGAUGAACACCUUAAUCCAUCACUGCGAAGCAGUGCUUCAUCUUAGAUUUAGCAACGGAAUGAUGGUCACCUGUUCAAAGGAUCGGUCUAUUGCUGUGUGGGACAUGUCUUCGCCGACGGACAUCAGCCUCCGGCGGGUGUUAGUCGGCCACCGUGCGGCUGUCAACGUUGUUGAUUUUGACGACAAGUACAUAGUGUCUGCAUCAGGCGAUAGAACCAUUAAGGUAUGGAGCACAUCAACAUGUGAGUUUGUUCGCACCUUGAAUGGUCAUCGUCGAGGCAUAGCGUGCUUACAAUACCGAGACCGACUGGUCGUCAGCGGCUCCUCGGACAACACGAUAAGGCUGUGGGAUAUUGAAUGUGGUGCCUGCCUCCGAGUACUUGAGGGCCAUGAAGAACUUGUUCGCUGUAUUCGCUUUGAUAAUAAAAGAAUUGUUAGUGGUGCAUAUGAUGGAAAAAUUAAGGUAUGGGACUUGCAGGCUGCACUGGACCCAAGAGCUCCAACUGGUACCUUAUGUCUCAGGACUUUGGUGGAGCACACAGGUAGAGUUUUUCGUCUUCAGUUCGAUGAGUUCCAGAUAGUAAGCAGUUCUCACGACGAUACUAUUCUAAUUUGGGACUUUCUGGAUGCACCACUACAAGAGGGCGCCCCACUUCCAGUUGCUGGAACUUACACUUACGUCGGGCGAUAGAACUCAACUUUUCCAAUGUUGGACUUAAUUAGGAAUUGAUAUUUCCACAAGCUAUUUUUGAACUGAUUUGUUUGUGGCUUGCAUCAAUUGUUCAAGCUCAUACUCAACACCAUUAAGGAUACUAAAAUCGCAAGAAAAUUCAAAGGGCAGUGUGUGUUGACAGGAAAUACAAUGUUUUCGCUUCGUGUAUGUUGUUUGUUUCAAUUCAUCCCCAAUCUUUGAUAUGCAACCUGAAAUUGAUAAACGUUGUUGAAGACUUGAGCAUUGUAGAUUGAGAGUAAUCAAUUAUGAUCACUUUUCUCAUAAUUCUAACAUAAUGUUUUGUCAGUUUGAAACCAUCAUGACCAAUUAGUUACUGUAUAUUAAAAUUAGCAUAUCAUAAUUAGCAAG